This is a messenger RNA of Trachemys scripta elegans, 3982 nucleotides long. Its product is annotated as poly(rC)-binding protein 3-like. Gene Ontology annotation, cellular component: cytoplasm; nucleus. The record is from RefSeq and is a predicted model, not a curated record. Bases 262 to 1281 code for a protein of 339 amino acids. Gene Ontology annotation, biological process: negative regulation of mRNA splicing, via spliceosome. The transcript is spliced from 10 exons. Gene Ontology annotation, molecular function: mRNA binding. Lineage: Eukaryota; Metazoa; Chordata; Testudines; Emydidae.
GAGAGGGAGGGGGGGGAAAAAAAAAAAAAGGCAAAGCUUUGCCUCAUUCCAGUAGGGCUCAGGGCUCCCGGCCAUCUGUCCACCCUUGGAAUCAGAAGACAAAUAGAGGGACCACACUCACUAUAACUGUGCAGAAGGAAAUUGUUCGGAAAGUCUGGCUGAGCUUUGCAUUUGAAGUGCGGGCUUUGAGAGCAGCUCAGCAGGUUGACCAAGUGAAAAAACUAAGAAACUGCUUUCAAGCAUUGAAGAUACCAGGCCAGGAUGAACACGAAGGACACAAAAGUGACUGAAGGAGGUCUCAAUGUCACACUUACCAUACGUCUUCUCAUGCACGGCAAGGAGGUUGGGAGCAUUAUUGGAAAGAAAGGGGAGACAGUUAAGAAGAUGAGGGAGGAGCACAUCUUGAUAUGUUUUUGUUUUCAGUCCCCACCCAAAGGUGCCACCAUUCCCUACCGUCCCAAACCUGCCUCUGCACCUAUCAUUUUUGCAGGUGGCCAGGUAAGAGCAGACACCAUUUUGGCUUCAGCUGGAAACCACACCGUCUUGGCCCAACCUCAGCCAGCGCCUGCGUUUACAAUUCAGGGGCAGUAUGCCAUCCCUCAUCCAGACGUGAGUCCAGCGCAUUUGACCAAGCUUCACCAGUUGGCUAUGCAGCAUCCCCCCUUUACUCCCCUUGGGCAGACCACCCCUGGUUUCCCUGGAUUGGAUGCCACUACUCCAACCAGUUCCCAUGAGCUUACUAUUCCAAAUGAUUUGAUAGGCUGCAUUAUUGGCAGACAAGGCAGUAAGAUAAAUGAAAUCAGGCAGAUGUCAGGAGCGCAGAUCAAGAUUGCUAAUGCCACAGAAGGCUCUGCAGAACGACAAGUUACAAUCACAGGCUCCCCGGCAAACAUCAGCUUAGCACAGUACCUCAUUAAUGCAAGCUUAGAGAUGGCUAAAGUCAGCACCCAGACUGCUUCCGUCACGACCCCUGUUGACCUCAACAUGAACCUCUCUCAGUCUGCCACCCCUACCUCCACCCCCACCUCUAUGGCUGUCUUGGCGGCAGCAGCAGCUGCCUCCGCGGUUAACGUCAGUACCCCUCCCCCUUUACCAACUUUACCAACCACCCACUAUGCCGUUCCUGUCUCCAGUCUGCUUGGCAUGAAAACUGUCCCACUCCUGGCACUAAAUGCCGCGGCCGCUGCGGGGGCCACGGGGAGUUUGUCCGCUUACACUGCCAAAAUUCCAUCGACGAGUGGGGUUAAGAAAUCUGACCGCCAGAAGUUUGCUCCAUAUUGAAGGGAUGAGAAACAAAUGCAAGGUUUUUCGAGCUCUACCAAGAUUCUGUGGUAGAUAAUAGCUAUCAAGGAAACAAUAUGGCAUAUUUUUAUUUUCUGUUAAAUUGCUAGUGUUAACUGUUGCCACCUCAAAUUGUCUUCCACUUUCCAUAACUAUUAACACGCAUGCACGCACACACCCACCCAAAAAAUAGCAACUAGUUCCAACAGCCUCCCUGAUUCUGUUAAACUCUAGUGGGUAAUCAUACUUAGCUAAAGUUUGUCAUGUAACGGGUGUGGUUCCCACAUAAUCUAGAAUGUUUAGCCUAACACAGUUAUUAAUAAAGGGUCCAACACUAGGCUUAGAGUGGAGACAGAUUUUCAUUCUGAGGCGUCACUGCUCUGACAACAAUAAUAGAGAGCUGUAGGCUUAAGUGUUGACACUAAUAAAUGCUGCCCAGUCUAGCCAGAGUACAGGAAAAGACUCCUUCCCAGGGCUACGUUCUGUCCUCAUUUACGCUUGAUGCAUUUCAGUAGGGUUGCAUGGGUGUCAGCAAGGACAGAAUUGGGGCCUUCAAAAAGCGGGGGGAAAAUGAGACCUAAGACUAAAGCUUGUUCGACAAACGUCUUUGGCAUUAGAAAUAGUUAUUAAUUACUGCCUAGCACGUCAGUAUUUAUAUCCGUUUGAAGGGAUCCCUUCAACUGUGAGACUACUUCUCAGUUGAUGUAUCCUUCAAAUUUGACAUUUGUCUUCAUGAACCUUUUGAUAGGCCCACAGCUAGAAAGCACCAUGCGUCUCUGAAAGGAAAUGCCCAUGCAUGCCUGACCUCCAGCGGUCAUUCUGCUAAACUUCACAAAGCAUUGAGACUUGUAUUAAUCUGCUUAACACUUACAUCUUACUAGAUAAUGAAGCUAAAAAGAAUACCAAAUAUUCUUCUAAUACAUACAUGCAUAUAGUCCUGGAGCGCCCUUGUGUAUGAAUCUUGCUGCACUGAGAAACUCUUAACAGAAUGGAAAGAUAGAGAAAAAACAUUAAAGGAAGAAAAAUAUUAAGUGGUAACAUGAGGUAAUUUUAACAAGCUUUUAAAUCUUCUAUGUGCCAUCCUUAUAGCCAUACUAAUGUAUCAGCCAAGCCUCAGUACUCACCUAACCAAUCUGUUUCUAUAGGAUAUUUACAGGGCACAAUGGUUCAUCUUAAUUUAGGAUACUAGUGAAGGAUAAUGUACUUUAAGGAGGACAUUUUCAGGAGGGCAGGCUCCCUUUUGUGUGCACAAUUUGCCCCCAUAUAUUUUGCUCCUGCUUAUGACCUGGAGGUGCAACUCCAAAUACAUGCACCUCUAAGUAUCUAAUUAUGGGUACAAAUCAGAGGGCCAAGUACUCAGAUUUGUGCCCACAGUUUGUUUUGCAGACCCAAAGAUACACUCCCACAGCCAGGCAUCAGCCUGGCUGAAAAUAUACCCCAUGUAAUUUAGGGCCCAGAUCAUCCUCCCACUGAAGUCAAUAAUAAAACACUCAUUGACUUUUUCAUGGGAGCAGGGUCAUACGGCCUUCUUGGCCAGCAUCCAUUGGCUAAGGUUUACUAAGGUUAUUGUACAAAUCCUAAAUACAUUCCAGUUUAAAAGCUUGGCAACUCAUUUCACAGUGUAAGUUAUGGUUAGAAAAUAGGCAUUUAAAAAUUAACUACACGUACAAGCUAUUUCAUAUCAAAUGUUAUUUGAAGGUUGUCACGUUGAUUGGAUGCCAGCCAGCAAACAUAAUUACACACAAGUUUACUAUGAAAGGAAAAAUAAUGGCAAGCAAACUGAAAGUAGCUGGGAGAUGUAUUAGCUGGUUGCUAGCUGUUGGAACUAGUUUUUAAUUGCAUUUUCUGUUUGUCCAUUCACCUUAUUUUUAAUUUACGUUGCAUAGCACUGGCUCAGUAAUGCAAUAUUGUUUUCCUCACAACUUCAAAAUUCAGAAUCCCAUUAGCCUGCCAUGUUCAUCCACUUUGCACUCCUUGGACACAAAGCUUUAACGAAUUGAACUGUAUUCAGUGCAUUUUAAUAUAAACUAAAAACACAGAAUGCAAAUGCAAUACUUUUUAAACCAUGGUAUUUAAAAGUGUGUUGUUAUUGUAUAGGGCUAAGUACUAUUUCAGUAUUCUUUGUCAUUUCUGUAUUUUAUAGGCUUUUCUCCACCUUCGUACCUUUGCGCUAAGUUUUGUCACUGUAACCAUUUGUAGAACUGUCGUUGUUACAGUUUUCACUUAUCAAAAUGGGGAGGCGGGGCUGUUUGUAUAUAAUGAAGGAAAAACUGGAACAAAUGUCAUGGUACCUCAGAUAUUUAACAGCUCUAGAAAACUGCUGUAAAAUUGUUCUGGACUAUUGUAACUGUUUUAAUAACUGAAGUAAAAAAAUGUGAGAAAACUUGACUGCAUUGAAAUGCUGUUCUAUGCUGGUUGUACUCAAGUGUAAUUUUUUUAAUGGUGAGAAGAUUUUUUUUUCUUUUUUUUUCCUUUUUCUCCUCAUUUUUGUUCCUACAUUUUAGGCUGUCUUCAGAAGUUACUGGCCUGGGGGCUCUGUAAUGUAUCUCAUCAUGCCCUAGUACAUUAGCCACCAGACAGGACUUUUCCAAAGCCCCAUGAGACAAUGAUUUCUAUGGACUAAUCUACAGAGGAAUUUCUGCCAUUUCUAACUUUCUUAUUAUUCUGAGACAUCAAAAUAAAUACUUCUUUUACUCUUUAA